GAUUGAUCAUUGGACAUUUUGAAAUACGCGGUAACGGGGCGGCGAAAUUUCGAGAAAAUCGAAGAGACUAAAACGCGACAAGCAGCGCCAACAGUGAGGUUACAUCCAGAUCAGUUUUUCACCAGCAACGUGCACGCGUGAUAGCCGGUCAUUUUUUAUUCACUAAUUUUUAUUCAGUUAAUUAAUUAAUCAAAAUGGCAGUAGCAAUCAAGAGGCUGAUUCCCAUGUUGGACAGAGUUCUUGUUCAAAGAGCUGACGCUAUAACCAAAACGAAAGGAGGAGUUUUGUUACCAGAAAACCAGAAGAAGGUUCUCCAAGCAACUGUCGUAGCUGUUGGACCUGGCUCCAGAAACGAGCAAGGACAGCAUGUCCCAAUGAACGUCAAAGUUGGAGAUCAUGUUCUACUCCCAGAGUACGGAGGCACCAAAGUUGUUGUUGAGGAGGAUAAGGAAUUACAUCUUUUCCGUGAAUCAGAUAUUCUUGCUAAAAUUGAGUCUUAAUAAAGUUCAGACUUAGCUUUAGCACAUAAACAGAUUUAAUAAUUAACCAUUCAGUUUUUAUUCUCAUUGCCACUACUGUGUAAAUUAUAAUUGAUCCAAUUAAUAUUUUGUUUAUAAUUAAGUGUCUUAGAAUGUAUAGGAUGUUUUUUUUCGUACAUAUUUUCAAAUAAAAUAACAGUUAUUCCAUACAAAAA
Microplitis mediator is the source of this 694-nucleotide messenger RNA. RefSeq names its product 10 kDa heat shock protein, mitochondrial. Lineage: Eukaryota; Metazoa; Arthropoda; Insecta; Hymenoptera; Braconidae. The coding region runs from base 195 to 500 and encodes 101 amino acids. The record is from RefSeq and is a predicted model, not a curated record. Gene Ontology annotation, cellular component: mitochondrial matrix. The transcript is spliced from 3 exons. Gene Ontology annotation, molecular function: protein-folding chaperone binding; ATP binding; protein folding chaperone.